AGCUCAUGCAUAUCGUCCCCAUUAUCAAUCAAAAUCAUCACGAGUAAAUCAUCGCGACCAGUCCAAGAAUCAAUUCAUACUUUGAAUCAGGACUUUACUCUCAGAAUCCUUUGCGAUGGCCGCGACACAGAAGCUCUAUCCUCGUGGCACUGUGAAGGGCAUUGUGAAAGCACAUUCCAACCGCAGCGUGAGCAAGAACGCUGAUAUUCUGAUCUUCUUAGAUUAUAUGCUUUUCAUGCAAGAAUUGAUGCGCGAAGCUUCGAUAAGGUCGCGAAAAGCCGGUGAAAAGCAUGUCUCACCAAACUCUGUCCGCAAGGUCACAGAGAAAACACUACGGAAAUUCAAGGGCUGAUCAGUUGAAUCGUCUUCAACCGACUCUCUCCAGCAUCGAGUGCAUACAGUAACCACGGGUGGGAUGAGGCUACUCAGCCGCUUGGCUUACAAGGAGACUACCUGAGAUCGAGUUCCCUCUUCCACUACUCUUCUGAAUAUAUUGCAAGGGAAAGGAGUACAGGCGUUGUUGUGUUGAUUCUUAUGAUACCCGGGCCGCGCCUUGUGGGCUGAGCUCCACACAACAGAUACAUGGUGGUGCCCUCUGAACAGCUUCAUAGUCACUUGAUGAAAUAGCCGCCGUAAUUUAUAA
This is a messenger RNA of Aspergillus novofumigatus IBT 16806, 643 nucleotides long. RefSeq lists its product as uncharacterized. NCBI's taxonomy places the organism in Eukaryota, Fungi, Ascomycota, Eurotiomycetes, Eurotiales, Aspergillaceae. The transcript is spliced from 4 exons. Gene Ontology annotation, cellular component: nucleoplasm; kinetochore. The record is from RefSeq and is a predicted model, not a curated record. Gene Ontology annotation, molecular function: protein heterodimerization activity. Bases 116 to 352 code for a protein of 78 amino acids. Gene Ontology annotation, biological process: kinetochore assembly; chromosome segregation; mitotic cell cycle.